UGUAGAUCACGCCGCGAAGAAGAAGCGACGGAAGAAGAGGCUGCAACCUUGAAGGUAUGCGUACGCGAGCGAUCAUUGUCAAGUGAAAUAUUCUGCGAAACAUAAAAAACCUCCGGAGGAGCUUUCUAUUCCACGAUGCGGACUUAAUUAUUUGCUUAAAUUAAUUUUGCGUUAAUUACCUAAUUAAGAAACAUUUCGUACUCAACGAAUUCGGUGUUUUUGUAUGGAUUGUGCUGUUAUUAGUUAUUUGGAGUUGACAUUUAAGAACAGUGAUUUAGUUAUAAUUUUCAAGACUGUGAGAAUGUGAGCUUGCAGGUGAAACUAAUCGAUGGCUGAAUGGUCUUGGGGGCUGCUAGAUGGAAAGAAUAGCAAAUGCAUUGAAAGAGCCAUGGCUUCCGGUGGUUCUUUUGGUCUUUGUCUUCUUUGCUCAUCCUCUGGAAGCCAUUCACAGCAUGACGUUAACCGUAACGCGGCACAACAAUGGAGAUAUAUUUACUCAAAUACCAGAUUCGAAUACAAAAUGCAUACCAGAAACUUGUAUAGAGAUAAGCAGUGGCACUGCUACUGCAAUUUCAAAACAAGAUAUGUGUACUUGUCGAUGCCAUCCUCACCUGCCCGCCUUCAGAGAAGAUCUUCGUAUUUGCGUAGAUGACAUUCACGAAUGUGUUCUUGCACCUUUUGUCGGAGGAUCAACUUCACAACACAUACCAUUUGUCUACCUUCCUCUUAAAGGACAAGUUAUAUAUCCUGGUAAAGAAAUAUCCCUUAACGGUAUUCAACCACUAUGUGCUGUAUCGGAAGCUAAAUACAUGACUGAUGAUGGUUGGAUAGACAUACGAAAUCAAAUUGAUUCAGAUGUCCCAUUUAGAUUAUUUAAAGAUGAGGGCCAUUCUUUUCUGCAGUGGUCUGGAUACGGCGAAAUGCGUAACAAGUUGUCUGGUAGAUUGGUUAUGGUUCACCUUAUGUGUAGAGAAGUCGCAGAUUCAGAGUCUACGGAUUUUCCGAGAAUUCAAAUGUUGUUUUCGCCAUGUGUAGCAUUUAGAGUAGUCGGAACUCCGAUUAAGCCACUUGUCAGUAAUGUAAGCGAAGUAGCUUUUGUCAUCGACCAAAACAUCUCUCAGGAAACAAAAAGCUCAGAAACAUUAACCGUUACUGAAUACGUGGCUAUAGGAAUUUGUUCCCUUCUAUUGGGUCUUAUUUAUGUCGCUUCGGUGUUUCUAUAUCUCCAUCUCAAAAAGAAAAAAGCAAAUUCUGUAGAUUCCAGAAGAAAUAGUAGAAGUGUAAGGGAUAUAGAGGACGGCGUUAUAAAAAAUAAUCCAUUAUUGUCAAUGCCAUCACAUUUUCUUCCAGGGGAAGCAGGAUAUAGCGAUACAAACAGUUCAGACAAUGAAACUGCUCCUGAUAUAAUUAAGCACCACGAAGAUCGUCAAAAACAGAUAACAUCAGCAUUGGUGCAUACCCAAAAACACUACAACUUUGGAUCACGUCUGACAGCGUUUUCUUCCUUGGAAAGUUUCCAUCAAGAUUCCAACACUAACGAAAGACUACCUGAAGAAAACGUAUCCAUUGUUGAAACGUUAGAAUGCAGAGAAGACAGGCCAGAGAAUAUCAAAUCGCUGAACGGAGCUACCAGAAAAAAACUUUACUUUAAUCCAGCUUAUUUUGAACCUCAAUUACUUAUGGAUCCCCCACCAGCAGCACUAGAAUUUCUUUCGAAAAUUCGUGAAGUGAUUUCGAUGGCCAAACAAAAACUAACCGCUAAAAGAUUCACACCGAGCCUUUUGAACAUUCCAGAGGAAGAAAAUCAAUACGCUAUAGAUACUUUAUACGGAUUAAACGCUUCAGUGAGUAGACGUAGCAGUAUCAUCAGCUUAAAGCGAGAAAAUAGUCGUAGAAAAAGCUGCACUGGAUGUCAUGGCUGUGAGUCACAAGAUGUGAAUGCAAUAACAGGAAAAUUACCACCAGAGUUUGUAGCUCUUGCAGCUUGCCAUAACUGCACCUUAAAUUCAAAUGAGAACAAACAAAGAAUCAGAAAAUGGUUAGAGGAUGUGCCAGUAAUUAAAUCACCUAACAACUACACUACAAAUCAUGUUAAAUCACAACAGUGUCCGAAAAGAGUUAGGUCACCAACUAAAACUCCUCCUUUACCACCAGAACCACAAGAAACAAAACUUCUUGCUAGCGUUAAACACAGAAAACCUCCAGUGCAAUCGGCUCCUCCAACAAGUAGUAUCAAAGGAGAAGAGGAAAACUUUUACUACACUGUUCCUAUCCAGGAAUACAUCUCUGGUCUACCCCCUCCUGAUAUGAUUCAAGAGGCCAUCGAAAUAGAUAAAACAGAAGAAAAAGUUGCUACUUUAACGAAAGAACAAAUGAACGCAGUAAUUUAUGAAUUUACGAAACAUAAAAAUCUGCUGGAUAAUAGAGAAAAAGUGAUAGAGUAUGAAACCGACAGUCUGGAAAGGCAGCAUCCUAAAGGUUAUUCAACGCCAUCUGAAUAUGCAGAGGUUUCCUCAUCUCAGCCCAGCCCGAGCCUUAGCUCUGUUUUACCAGACCAAGAAGAAAUGACGAUGAGAAACGCCAUAUUUAAUAAAAAAACCGGAAAUAUGACAAUUUCUAAAAUAAACAUGGACGCCCUCCAGGAAGACGACCAUGAUUAUGAACUAAUUGUAAUGAAAAAGGGGUUGAAUGUUACCCCUGAAGCGUACACUCUCGCACAAUUAUUACAAAAAAAUAAAGAGUAUAGUUUAGUUAGUGAGGUAUACGUUAACAAUGGAUACAAUUAUGGAAGCAAUCCUUCGACGCCAAGUAACUCUAGAUACUCCACUUUAGAUAUGAAGCAGCUUAAAGUAAAGUAUGAGGGUACCGCGGAAAAACCAGGCAAGCUUUUAAUAGAGGUAGAAGACUGUAUGGAUCAUUACAUACCGGUGAAUGAUUCCGAUGAAUACGAACAGGAUACUUUAGAUAGAAAACCAAACAAAAAUGGAAAAAGUACCAAACCAAGUACCUACGAAGAUUCGUUGGAACGUCCUUCGCAAAUCAUGCUUACAACUACUGGAAGCUUUCGAAAGAGUACUCCAACAGACGAUUUAAAUAAUGAUCCAUUAGAUUCAGGCAACUUUAAUAGAGUGUUUGGAAGUUUAAGAGAAAUAUACGAAGCAAAAUCGCGAAAUAGUUUUUCUAGUAAAAUUGUAUCACAAGAAGGAGAAUAUACGUUUAUCAGUGAUGAUGAAAAAGGGAGGAUAUUAACUUUAGAAGAGCGACAUUCUAAGAGACAAAGAUCGAAAGAGGCUUACGUUCCACCUGAUGUCAUUCCACCACCUCCUCACAUGGUCAGUCCAAUAUAUGAACAGCUUCACACUCAAAAACGAGAACCCCUAUCAACUGAAAACAGUUACGAUCGCAGAAAUGUGAAAUCAAAAAACGACCAUUUCAGGAGUGCCAACAACAGAUACGAGUCAAAUGCAGCGACUAGCCAUUCUCCACCUAACCUUGGUACUCCUGAUUUUAGAACUGACGAAUAUAAAUUAUGUCUUCUGCAGAAGUCCAAGAAAAGUGGUAACAUUACCAACCUCAUACAAACCGAAGACUUCAUCUUGAAAAAAGGAUGCAACGACCAAUUUAUUUUUCACUCUGUAGUAAACACUCAUCCCAAACUGAAGGAAGGACUAUCCUGGCAGAAUACAUUAAAACCAGAAGACUCUGGUUACCUCAGCUCAGAUUCAAACGAAUCGCAUUUUAAUAAAGUGAAAGUGACUGUACUAGAACCGGCGGCGGGAGUUGGAAGCGAAACGGACGAGAGUCUCGGCGACGGUCACAGCGAAUCAGGUGCGGAGAGUGUGGAGACUCAUUCAGUUUUUUUCGGUAGGUUCAACAGAAACGCCGGUAUAGGUAGUUACGGGUCAAUGGACAGUGGAGUAAUAGGAGGCGAAGAAGGAGUAUCGAGCAGUGAUUCUGAGACUGUUAGUUACGCUACGGUGAUUCCAGUAACCUCUGACCAAUAUUAAGCAAAUACAGGGUGUCCAGAAACUCUACCGACAAACGAAGACAGGAGAUUCCUCAGAUAAUUUUAAGACAAUUUAACCCAAUUCACCUAGUCCGAAAAUGCUUCUUAAGGGAGCUAGAGCUCUUUGAAGAUGGCGUCAUGAAAUUAGUUUUUCUUAAUUACCUCCAGAACGCUUCAAUUUAGAAAAACGAAAAUUGGUAUGCAUAUUUACUUUUUAGAGAUGAAUGGAUUCCAUCGAUUGCAAAUUUCUAGUACCGGUCAUAGGCGUCCGUUUUGGGUAGAGCAACGGGUAUUUUAUCGCAUAACUUUUUUGUCCUUAACUUUUGUGCAUUUUUGACACCGGAUUAUUAAAUUGUAAGGUAUUCUAGUACUAAAAGGUGCUCUUGCUUUAAGUCGGUAGGACACACCGUUUUCUAGAAAAAUCGAUUUGAAAGUUUCUCGUUUUUGGAAUUUGGAAAAAAAUUGAAAGAACUUUUCAACAAAAAACUAAGUAUUUUACCAACAUAAAGUAAGAGUAACUUUUAGUACUCGAAUACCUCAUAAUUUAAUAAUCUAGUGUCAAAAAUGCUCAAAAACUCAAGACAAAAAAGUUAUGCUAUAAAAUAACUGUUGACCUACCCAAAACGGACGCCUAUGACCAGUACUAGAAAUUCGCAAUUAAUGAAAUCGAUUUAUCUCUGGAAUAUAAAUAAAUGUACCAGUUUUCGUCUUUCUAAACAGUUUUUUUUUGAAUUUUUUUUUUAAAUUUAAGAAGCGAAAAAUUUUUAAAUCGAUUUUUCUAGAAAACGGUGUAUCCUACUGAUUUAAAACAAGAGUACCUUUUAGUACUAGAAUACUUCACAAUUUCAUAAUCCACUGUAGGAAAUGCAUAAAAGUUAAAGAUAAAAAAGUUAUGCGAUAAAAUAACCGUUGCCCUACCCAAAACGGGCGCCUAUGAUCGCUACUAGAAAUUUGCAAUGGAUGGAUUAGAGUUAUAUCUUGUAGAUAAAUACGCGUACCAAUUUUUGUUUUUCUAAAUAGAAGCGUUCUGGAGAUAUUUAAGAAAAACUAAUUACAAGACGCCAUCUUCAAAGAGCUCUAGCUCCCUUAGGAAGCAUUUUCGGACUAAGUGAAUUGGGUUAAAUGAUCUUAAAAUUAUCUGAAGAAUCUCCUGUCUUCGUUUGUCGGUAGAGUUUCUGGACACCCUGUAUAUAUAGUAUCGGAAAGAAUUUAAUGUAUGUGUGCGCAUUCAACGGUAGGAACUGAGAGUAACAUAUUUAAAAUGAUAUAGGUAUAUUGGUAGGCAGUGCCACCAAACCAAUUCGUUUCAUAGAUAUGUUGUCUCACAUAGGUAGGCCUUUGCCGUGGUUUAAUUUUUGGAUGUGUUAAUUUUUACUUUUUCGAUGUUGGGUUUUUUACUUGGGUGGAUUUCUCUAACGGGUGUAUUUUGCUUAUUUGGCUUUUCUUAUUCUCCUGUUGUAAAAUAGAAUGGGUGGGAUGAAGAGUAUAUGUUUCCCUCCCUCACACAUAUAGGUACACUGAGGUUGUGAUACGUUCACACAAAAUAGACCAAAAACCGAACCCGAACAGAGGCCUACCCCACUCACCGAUUUGAUAACACAUGCCCUGUACUCUCUUUUACUGAGAUGAUAUAAAAUAUGAUUUAAAUACAUUGAAGAAAAACUUUAGUUGUAUAGUAUAUUUCAAGAAUUGGCGACUAUUUUGGAUUAGAGAUGAAAGCUUUGACUUAAACGGUCCGCUGUGCUGAGAAAUUCAAUAGUAAAUUCUCUCAAUAUUAGAAACACUAUCGAAAAUUAUAACCGAUAGUUCAUGUAAGCUUGGAAGCCGUUUUUCGUUCAAUAAUUUCACAAACAUCAACGUAUUCAUGUAUUCAUGUUAUCGUGAUAAUCAGCAGAUUUUGAUUUUGACGAAAACACAAGAUCAGAUAAUAUCUCGAAUUUGAAAUUUACAGUCCUCUUACAGUCCUUCGAAUGGUCAAAACCCCAAGUUGACCCAAAGACCCCCUAUAUGAGUCAUUCAAUAAAUAUCUAAGCUUAUGUUAAUUUCUCAGAGGUCACCACAUUAAAUUUGGUUAUAACUAAUCUACACUUGAGAACAAAAUAAUCGACUCACUCGCUGAAUUGUACACAUUAUAUGUCUCGAAUUUCCUAAACCUGAUGUCCGAUUUGACUGAUUUUUUUAGUAUGUUAUAGCCUUAUUCUUUAAGAAAAUCGAUGUAAUAAUAUUGUUGCUAGACAGAUAAAUGUCAUUUUAUACCAGCUGUAACAAUCAUACUGUGUUCGUUUCUUAAAGUUCGGAACACCCUGUGGAAUAUUCUGGCGUAUAUAAAAUAUUUAAAUUAAAACUCAAUUGUAGCCUUAGGUUUUCUUAAUAUUUUGUUUUUAGAUUCAUUCGCUUAUUUUCGAUAAUAAAAGAGAUAUGUACUUUUAUAUUACAAAUGAGGUAUGCUAUUUGGUCUUGAUCAAUAUCAUUCCAAAUCUCGAGAGCUACUGUUUCUACUUCUUGGGGGUGGCAAAGGGGGUCGUAGUCUUCUACCAAUUAUGUCCCACAAAUGUUCGAUUCAGUUAAAAUCUAGAAUAUGCGAUGGACAAUUCAGAGUCCGAAGAUUUACCUGUUGUAAAUAUUCGGUUACAGUUCGUGAACGUGAGGUCUUGCAUUAUUGUGCAUUAGCAAAAAAUGGUGACCAAUAUAAGAAGCCGAUAUCAUGGUGGCUAAGUCCUUUACUAUCUAAGAUCACUGCUUAACACACUCAUCGCGGGUCAAAUUCUUUGUGGCGCGUUCCAUUUCCACCAAACGACAACAAAAAAUACGGACUUAAUUGAAACUUUAAACAAUAAAUCUACUAUUUUUCACAACAAACCAGACACUUUUGACUGUUAACAAUUUGACAUCCAUUAAAUUGUUAAUUUCUCAUAGCCUACUUUAGGCUUGUUUAUUAAACUAACCAGAAAAUGAGAAUUUGCUGAUGAAAAAACAUCGCUAGUUGUUAACGUACCUAAUUUUUUUAUUAUCGAACAUAUGCAAAUGAAUAAAAAAAGUAAAUGUUAAUAAAGCCUAAGGCUACACUUGAGUUUUAAUUUCAAUAUUUUAUAUUUAAUUGAAUAUUCCACAGGGUGUUCCCAACUAAGAAAAAAAACACGGUAUGAUUGUUACACCCGGUAAAAAAUGACAUUUAUCUGCCUAGCAACAUUGUUAUUACAGCGAUAUUGUUAAAUAAUCACUCAAAUCGGACAACAGGUUUAGGAAAUUCGAGACAUCUAACGUGUACAAUUCAACGAGUGAGUCGAUUUUUUUGCUCUCAAGUGUAGUUGUUACAAAUAUUUUGCAGGUAUAUAUAAAAUAAAAAUUAUCAUAACCUUGUUAACAUUGAACUGUCUUUAAUGCUGAGCAAAAAUGUAAAACUGCUAGGCAAACAAACAUUAUUGCGUAAAGUGAAUUAUAUCAAAAGAAUUUACUGUAAAUAACUUCUUAUUAAUAGAUACUAUAAAAAAAGAUUAUAAAAUUAUCAGUAGUAAUUGCACAAGGGCUCUAAAAUUCUAUAUUAAUUUUAGAGAUCGAGUGCAAUUUGUUGCGAUUAUUUUAUGAAUAAAACUGUUCAAAACCAAAAUUUUAUUGUAAUUUAUUUAUGUAAGUACAAAUUAGUACAAUUAAACACAGUUAUUAUAAAUAUUUGACGGUUGAAAGUUAUCACUUUUAUAAUUAUCAAAAAUUAUCAGUUUAAUUGUUAUUUAUGUAGCUUUCUAUUGGUCAGAAUCUCCUAUGAAUGAAAUAAUCUUUUUAAUUCAAUUUAGAAAUUACUUGUUUCAUUUUUUCAUGACUAGUGCAAAUUCGUGAAAUAUACUAUAAUACGUUUUGGUAUUAAUUAAUAAAUAAACAGAUAACUUUUUCCAAUAUUCCUACUACCAUUUAUUCCACAAACAUCUCUAUUUUUAACAUAGACAUAAUUUUUUAGAUAGAAAACAUAAACAAUAUAAAAAUGCAAUAUUUAUAUGUGAUAUAUUUUAAAUGGCCGAAUGUGCAAUAUUUUAGUAUUAGGAUAAUACCUUCACUUAAACAGUAGACUUAAAAACGAGAAGAGACUAUUCAAAUAUGUAUCGUACUCCGACUUCGUUAGUGCCUUAACCCGAAAUCGCAAACUUUUCAGGAGAGCAAAAACAAGAUUUUCUGUGAACUCUUCAUUUUUCUCUUUGCAACAUCAUUAUCUAAGUUGUCUGAAGCCUUCUAAUGCUAGUAUUUAUUUUUAGUUAUUGACAUUGAUUUACCUUGAAAUUCACCCUUAAAAUAUGAAAAGGCGCUAUUACUACGGCACCCAUAUUCAAAAUUCGAGGAUUAGAGCGUAUCAACCCACCUUGUCACACGUUAUGGCACUAACACAAUGCAUUAUCACAGGUUAGGGCAAUAUUCAAAAAUGAACGGUACUUACCACACAUCUACUCUCGACCACCGCGUGACUCAAAAUGGUUUGUGGUAGGCUUGCUAAUGCUGGGAGCGCCAAAACCCGAAAAGGUAAUAACGUCACAGGCGCACCAUCUCGAUUUUAAGAUAACUAAAUUAUAUGACAUUAUUCCACAAUGAAGACAACAAGUCUACAGGAACGUGUUAGGCCAAAAAAACGAUUUUCCAUUUUUUUAGGGUUAUGGCCUUAACGAAGUUGGGGUACGGUAUGUAUUCUAUAUUUUUGAAAAGUCUGUCGUGGAUUAAUUUCUCGUUGCUAUCAGCUACUUUGCCAAAUACAAAAUAGACUACUAAUAGGUGCAAUAAGGAUAUAUUCCUAUACGAAUACAUGAUAUAGAUUAUUACAAUGUUUUUACCAUUUAAUAUCGAAGUGCAAUGUUUUAAGUGCAAUAUUUUUGUUAUUUUUAUGAUUAGUGGUAUAGUUUAUUUGUUUAAGAUUUUUUUAUUAAUAUAGUAAAUUAUUUUUGUACACAUUACUGUAUAUAUGCAUAAAAAGGAUUUGGUUUAGCAAAAUAAACAAUGUUCAGGAAGUUUUUUACAGAUACUCUUCAGCCAAAUUUCCUGUUAAUUAUAUGUAUCGAAAACGUGAGACAACUUAAAAAAAAUGUUGUGUACUGCACAAUAUAGUUAUACAGGGUGUUUGGUAAAGAAUGGGCCAUAGCUUAACCUCAGGUUCCUGAUGUUAAAAUAGGCCGAUUUAAGCUAACUUACCUUAGUACAAAGUUUAUAAUAACGGAGAUACAGGGUGUCAAAGUUAAACUUUUUUUUUAUUUAUUAUUGAAUAUUUCCUUAUAGGUAUGAGAUAAAAACAUAAAAUUUGAUAUGUGUGGGUUUUUUGGGUCGAAAAAACUAAAUUCCCUACCAAAAAUUAUGUAUUGCCCAGAGGGCGCCACAUACGCCUUUCAGCACUCAUUUAUUACGUUCAAUUUUUUUUAUCCCUCACUCUGUAUAAUUUUGACAUUAAAAUUUUUAUUCUCCUAUUAGUUUUACUUAAAAAAGGUAUACUUCUUUCAUCUCCCUAAACUUAACCGUUUUCGAGAUAAACGCAUUUUAAAUCUGCGAUACACCAUCAUUUUUAGCAUAUUAUUAUCAUUGUAGUUACACCCGAAAAAUAACUUAAAACCAUAAAAUUAUCCAAAAACGUAUCGCAAAUUUCUUCAAGUGGAAAUUUGAUUUGCGAUGCAAUGACAUAAAUUUGAGAACUGGCACAAUUAUUAUGGUUUUAAGUUAUUUUUCGGGUGUAACUACAAUGAUAUUAUGCUAAAAAUGAUGGUGUAUCGCAGAUUUAAAAUGCGUUUAUCUCGAAAACGGUUGAGUUUAGGGAGAUCAAAGAAGUAUACCUUUUUUAAGUAAAACUAAUAGGAAAAUAAAAAUUUUAAUGUCAAAAUUAUAAAGAGUGAGGGAUAAAAAAAAAUGAACGUAAUAAAUGAGUAUUGAAAGGCGUAUGUGGCGCCCUCUGGGCAAUACAUAAUUUCUGGUAGGGAAUUUAGUUUUCUCGACCCAAAAAACCCACACAUAUCAAAUUUUAUGUUUUUAUCUCAUACCUGUCAGGAAAUAUUCAAUAAUAAAUAAAAAAAAGUUUAAUUUUGACACCCUGUAUUUCGGUUAUUAUAAACUUUGUACUAAGGUAAGUUAGCUUAAAUCGGCCUAUUUUAACUUCAGGAACCUGAGGUUAAGCUAUGGUCCAUUCUUUACCAAACACCCUGUAUAUAAAAGUGGGUACCAAGUAUUACAGUAAAAAAAGCUGGGAUUGGGACCCGAGUCCUUGAUAUAGAUCAGUAUACACAUAUUUGUCCACUCGUUCGACAUGGGUUCCAUUUAUUAGAAGAUUCGCAUUAUUUCUUUGAUUUUUCGAUAUUCUUAUAAAUUUUAUCUUCUUGAUGUUCAUUAUUAUGCCGUAUUGUUUUGCAUACUCCGCUAUUCUGGUCACCAGUCUCUGAAGAUCUUCAAUAUUUUUGACUAAAAUGACAGUGUCAUGACGCUUCAAUUACUAUUUUACUACUUUUUUAAUUGCUCAUUUUAAAUAUUAACUUUCUUUUCUAAACGAAAUAAUAUAGGUCAUUUAAAAUUCACAUGUGUUUCGUUCCUAAUAUACAAACCAUAUGCAUAGAAGGGCCUGUUAAGUUUUAAGAAACGAAAUAUAUCCCUAUUUCAGGUAAAAUGCCUUUGCAGUUUUAAAUACACCAGAUCUAAUAAAUUGUCGCCUGUAUGGCCAUAUGGUAGAACCACAUAAUGACAGAUUAGUGUUUGUGGUCUAGUUCAGUAUAAUCACAGCGGGCACCCUGUGCGGUCACACCCUCGAUAGAAUAACAAACUCUUACGAGAUAUAAACAAAGCACGCAUUUUUUACCAAAAAUAAAUAAAUAUAUUAUUGUCCGUCGUUUUACUUAAUAUUAUUUUAAUUGUUUCCGUGGACAAUAAGGUUAUCACACACGCAACUCAACCACACCACGGAACACGCAUAUCUAAUUUUGUUAAUAGGAACUCCAUUUACGUUUAUUCCAGCUGUUUCACCCUCAAGAGCUUUUUUCAGGAUCUCUUGCGAGUAGGCAUUAAAAAGAAUUGGAGACAGUACGCAUCCAUAUCUUACCCCAGGUCUAUUUAUUUCAAUUUCCCCUGAGGUUAUUGUUGUCUAUCUUCUUAGAUUUCAGGACAUUAAUUUAUUGUUCAUGUCGUACUAGUCUGUCAUAUAUGUGUAGUUAUAUUCACAAAAAACUUUGAACUAUAUAAGAAAUUAAGAACUCACUCACAGAACAAUAUGACAUACUGAUAUGUAUCAAAUUUAUGUAUCUACAGAAAGACGUGUUUCUUUAAAUGAAAUAUUAAUUUAAUAAUUGUAGAAAGUAGAAACCUAGAGUUUAAGGAAUCCAGUCUAUACGAAAAAGGUUGUUCCGAUACAAAUAAAAAACAGUAGUUGAUAAUAGAUAAUACGGUAUGUGGCAAAAUAAACAGUACUAAAAUUCGUUUGCCCCAAAUUUGUAUGUGAGAGGCGUCGAAACGUAUUGAAUGGUGUCCGAACGUCUUUAUAACGUAUGUAAAUGUCGUGAUAAUGUUAGGUGCUUCAGAAUGGUUCUCAGUUUUGCAGAAAAAAUUUUUAUGGUGAAGUACUAUUUUCGGUCACACGGAAAAGGUCACGAAAAUGGUCCAAGCUUAAAAUCAACAAUGGUUUCAGCAGGACGGGACAACCUGUCACACUGCCAGGGAGUCUCUUCGAAUACUGCGCGAUCAUUUUGGAAGUUAUCACUCACCAGAACUGACGACACUAGAUGCGUACAUGUGAAGAAUGCUAAAAGAGUCAGACAGAUCCACCAUCUGCCAUUUCAGAGUUGCGGACUAAAAUUAAAGAUUUUUUCGUACCAGAGGCAGUGGCGAAUCUAGAAAUUUGCUUUGUAAGGAAAAAUUUGCCUCAGGGGGCAACUUCCAAUGAAAAACCAACCAAAAUGCAUAAAAAAGAUAAACUCAGAUUACAUAAAAGACAUAAAUAAUAAGUUAUAGGCAUUAAGUUCCCUUAAUUUUCCUAACUAGAGUGUUUAUUGGGUUCAAUUUGUAUUUUUAUGGUUCGGUUACAUGUCAGCUAAUGUAAUUUUAUAUUUGAACAAUUUUUUUUCUUUAAUUUUCGACUUUGUUAAGGGGGAAAUUUCCUCAUUUUGCCUCCUCGUAGACCCGCCACUGGCCAGAUGUCAUCUUUAACAUCUGUUAUGUCGGGAACGUGCGUCAUCGUGAAUAAUGUUUGCAAGGCUAUAUCGUGUAUACUAGAGAUAUCAAUAAUCAUAAACAUUUCAAUGUUCAUUUGUUCAUUUCAGUACUGUUUAUUUUGCCGCAUAAGUACUGUAGUAAUCAAAAAUAUGUGACGAAAGUACUACUGAUCGUGGAUUAGGUGCAGACUUCAUGGUACCUGCAGUGUACAUAUUUUAACAAAUUAAUAUUAUUAAAUAUAAAAGAAAAAUCCACAUUUAUCAAUCUGCCAAGGUAAACUAAAAAGUUGUAUUAGUAGAUAUAUAUUUGAUAAGUAAUUUUAGUUGAGGCAGUUUUUUGAUACUGAAGAUGUAUUACAGAGGUCGUAUGUAGUUGUAUGUCUUGCUCAAAAAUAUAUAAUGUAUGCGUAUUACUAAGUAUUUUUGUGACUGUUUUCUUAUUUUUAUAUGAACUUAUAUUAUUGUUAAAAACGAAUUUUAAUAUAUGCCUGUUUCUUA
This is a messenger RNA of Diabrotica virgifera virgifera (western corn rootworm), 12654 nucleotides long. RefSeq lists its product as uncharacterized. Gene Ontology annotation, cellular component: cell cortex. Gene Ontology annotation, biological process: imaginal disc-derived wing hair organization. The record is from RefSeq and is a predicted model, not a curated record. The transcript has 11 exons. Lineage: Eukaryota; Metazoa; Arthropoda; Insecta; Coleoptera; Chrysomelidae. The coding region runs from base 357 to 4007 and encodes 1216 amino acids.